Molecule: messenger RNA, 684 nt
Organism: Mastomys coucha (southern multimammate mouse)
Lineage: Eukaryota; Metazoa; Chordata; Mammalia; Rodentia; Muridae
Source: the annotation of a RefSeq genome assembly
AUGGCUUACCCAUUCCAACUAGGCUUACAAGAUGCCGCAUCCCCCAUUAUAGAAGAACUUAUAAAUUUUCAUGACCACACAUUAAUAAUCGUAUUUCUUAUUAGCUCUCUAGUACUUUAUGUUAUUUCAUCCAUACUAACAACAAAACUUACACAUACCAGUACUAUAGACGCCCAAGCAGUCGAAACUAUCUGAACAAUUUUACCAGCUGUAAUCCUUAUUAUAAUCGCACUUCCAUCUCUACGUAUUUUAUACAUAAUAGAUGAGAUUAAUAAUCCAGUGCUUACAGUAAAAACCAUGGGUCACCAAUGAUACUGAAGCUACGAAUACACAGACUAUGAAGAUCUAUGUUUUGAUUCCUAUAUAGUACCAACAAAUGAUCUUAAACCAGGAGAUUUUCGACUUCUAGAAGUAGAUAACCGAGUUACCCUACCGAUAGAAUUACCAAUUCGUAUACUCAUUUCAUCUGAAGAUGUCCUGCAUUCAUGAGCCGUCCCAUCACUAGGACUAAAAACUGACGCUAUUCCAGGACGCCUAAACCAAGCAACAAUUACAUCUAAUCGCCCAGGAUUAUUCUACGGUCAAUGCUCAGAAAUCUGCGGCUCCAAUCAUAGUUUUAUACCUAUUGUCCUUGAGAUAGUGCCAUUAAAACACUUCGAAAACUGAUCAUCUUCAAUAAUUUAA